AUGGUGUCGACACCCCCGCCAUCAGAUGACGCAGAGGGUCAUCACCCAGAAGAGAGUCCACAUGACGAGGAGGAAACCAAGAAUGCUUCUUCAAGCAAGAAAGAAAGCAAACAGCCCAAAACAUCACACCGUGGACACAAACUUCGGCAUAAACAGCCUGCGCAUUAUCGAACCCAUACCAACGACUUGCCUUCACAAGUCCCGGGCGAUCCGCUAAUGAGGGAGGCCAUGCGCUACGGCGUCGACCCCAAUACAUUUCCUCCGCCACCGGGUGCGUAUCAAACUAACACAAGCACACCUUACUAUCCAUCGCCAAACAUCCCGACGCCGGCUGGUUAUCCUAGUCCAUAUACCUAUCCCGGAGGGGGAAGUUAUUUCUCUGUCCCGAGAGCAAGUGUUCAGAACCCCCAAUACUUUUCUCCAUCUGGAUACGAUGUUCCACCUUCAGGAUACUCUGACCCAGGAUAUAAUCCCGCCGAUUCUUACAGGUAUAAGGAGGAAGUCCCGCCGUACCCUGAAUACCCAACACGGGAUCCGAAAAGACCUCCAGUUCGACCGAGACCCUCCCGGCAACCGAAGCCGCAGACAGAACCCAAUCUGAGCGCCCUUCGAAGGGGUGGGCCGUGUCAAAGACCUCGGCAGAGGCGACCGUCUAUAUCCACCAGGGACAGAGCUUUGUCAGAAGAUGGCAUAACCAUGACAGAUAUCAUGGCCGAACUCAGAAACCUUCAACGACAAGUAUACCAAGCUGAGAUCCAAUCAGACCCAGGAAGGAUCCCAGGUCGCCCACGAAGAAGCCCAUCAGUUACGAGUCAGUAUACAAGCGACGACACAAGAUCUCUCAACAUCGAAAGAGAAAGGUCUCGUCAACUCACAAGUAUCAUCUACCGACUACUCGAAGAUAGACAGAGACCAGAGUACCAAGAAUCGUUAGGUCGUUCGUCAAGGCAGACUAUAGUUGAUCUUCUUCAAGGGAGCAUAGGACAGAAUGAGAGAGAUAUGGCGCUGGUCAGCCAAAGAGAUGCUCAGGACAUUGGGUCGAAGCUAGACACUAUCAUUGAGUAUCUUCAGCUUGAGGAUAGAUUUGAAGAUGAGCCAACACUGCAGCGAUUUCCAGAAGGUCACGAGAGCAGGUCAAGGCCCCUGGUUCUGAGGGGUCAGCCUUCUGUUGCCUCAGGUUCAUCGGUGCACGAGCCUACAUCGCCGACUCUGAGUCGAGCGAUGCCUCGUCGUCACCAGACCUUCCCAUCAGGGAGCAGACCACUACGGGAUGCACAGCCAUCUAAUCAAGGCCGAGCCCGACAAAGCCCUACCAGGUUACCUGAUCCAGAUGAAGAAGACGAAGCUUAUGAAAAGUUCAGGCGAGAAGUCGCCACCUCAAGACCUGCCCGUACAAGGAUCAGCUCAACACAGAGUGUUGCAUCACAGGAUAGGAGAAGGAGUCAACCAACUGUCGGCCAAAGUGACAUUCGACCACCAGCAAGAAAGAUUGUAGAAGGUGAUCAACAGAAGGUGAGACCAAAUCGGUUUGCAUAUGUCCAGACGGAAGAUGAGCUGGAUGAAGAACCUGCUCGAGCACCUGAGCCGCCGUACCCGGUGCCUGAUCCACCUGGACAGUCGAGGCGGAGAAGAUCUCUAAGAUCAGUGAGGUUUGGCUAA
Molecule: messenger RNA, 1659 nt
Organism: Fusarium redolens
Lineage: Eukaryota; Fungi; Ascomycota; Sordariomycetes; Hypocreales; Nectriaceae
Exons: 1
Coding region: 1-1659 (552 amino acids)
Source: RefSeq, a predicted model, not a curated record